ACGCUGCAACUUACAGCUUAAUCACUUAAAAGACCUCAGCAAAGCACCAGCCUUGCCUGCCUUCUUCCAUAUCUUCACGCCCAUUUCACCCAGAACUUUUGUUUUCUUGGCUCGUUCCAUGGAAGACUCGACUUCCCCUAAGCAAGAAAAAGAAAACCAAGAACUGAGGGAAGUAGAGGGACCAUGGGAAGAAAGGACAGCAGCUUCUCCCCAAGAUCCUGACCCUCAGUCAUCUGAGCCUUUGGAGGCAGAGCAGGUUCCAGAAACUGGGCCCCAGCCCAGGAGCAGCCCCCCUUGGAGCCCCCAGUCUAGAGCCAGCACAUUUCUGGGAGAUGUCACAGGACAAGAAGCAUCACCUCCCAAUUCCCCUCCUCAGCAAACUUCUUCCACUCCUCCCUUGACUCUGGUGGAGCAGGAUCUUGGAGCCCCACUGCAGUCAGGCAGGACCACUACUAGGAUUCCUGAUGCUGGGACACCUCUUUUUGGUCCUUUGGAACAAUCAUCUGACAAGAGAGAGUCAACUUUUCAUCUCACAAGACAAUCGGAAGAAAACACCGUUCCAGAGCCUCAGCAACCCAAACCUGACCCGUAUGGGCUGAGGGACCCAAGCUAUGAUACCUCUAAACAAAAAGAGCUGAGAUUUGAUAUUUUUCAGGAGGAAGACUCAAACAGUAACUGUGAUCUCCUGCAGUCUGAGCCUGGGGCCUCAGAAGUGACUCCCAGCAUGCUUGAGGUUGCCAUUCACAAUGCUAAGGCUUACCUACUGAGGACCAGUAGCAAGUCGGGCCUCAAUCUAUACGAUCAUCUUUCUAAUGUGCUGACCAAGAUAUUAGAUGAGCGUCCUGAUAAUGCCGUUGACAUCAUCGAAAAUAUCAGCCAAGAUGUGAAAAUGGCACAUUUUAGUGAAAAAUUAGAUACACUCCAAAAUGAGAAUGAGCUGCUUCCAAUGUAUGAAAUAGCAGAGAUGCAGAAGGCACUUUUUCUCCAGGGAAAUUUAGAAGGAGCUGAUCAGGAAUUAGAAGAAGAAAUAGCUGAAGGCUCUCUUCCAAAUGUAAUGGAGGCAGCUUUUUAUUUUGAACAAGCCGGAGUUGGUCUGGGCACUGAUGAGACUUACCGCAUCUUUCUUGCCCUCAAGCAACUUGCCGACACCCACCCGAUUCAAAGAUGCCGUUUCUGGGGCAAGAUCCUGGGUAUAGAAAAGAAUUAUAUUGUAGCUGAAGUAGAAUUUCGUGAGGGGGAAGAUGAAGAGGAGGUGGAGGAGGAGGAUGUAGCUGAAGAGAGGGACAAUGGAGCUAUUGAGGCUGAUGAAGAUGAGGAAGAUGAAUUCCCAAAGGCCUUUUACAAGGCCCCACGGGCCAUACCCAAAGAAGAAAGUAGAAUGGGCGCCAACAAAUAUGUCUAUUUUGUUUGUAAUGAACCAGGAAGACCGUGGGUGAAGUUACCAUCAGUUAUGCCUGCACAAAUUGUGAUGGCAAGAAAAAUCAAGAAAUUCUUCACUGGGAGAUUGGAUGCCCCCAUCAUAAGCUACCCACCUUUCCCAGGAAAUGAGAGCAAUUACUUGCGAGCACAAAUUGCCAGAAUUUCAGCAGGAACUCACGUCAGCCCUCUAGGAUUCUAUCAGUUUGGUGAAGAGGAAGGAGAGGAGGAGGAAGAAGUGGAAGGAGGGCGAGAUAGCUUUGAGGAAAACCCUGAUUUUGAAGGCAUCCAAGUGAUGGAUCUAGUGGAAUCCCUCUCCAAUUGGGUUCAUCAUGUACAGCACAUUCUCCCACAGGGUCGCUGUAAUUGGUUCAAUCCUGUACAAAAAAAUGAGGAAGAAGAAGAGGAGGAAGAUGAAGAAAAAGAAGAAAAAGGCGAAGAUCCUGACUACAUAGAACAGGAAGUGGGGCCCCCUCUUUUGACACCAAUCUCUGAAGAUUUAGAGAUUCAGAAUAUGCCCGCUUGGACAACACGGCUGUCCUCAAAUCUCAUCCCCCAGUAUGCUAUUGCAGUUCUCCGAUCCAACCUUUGGCCUGGAGCGUAUGCCUUUUCCAAUGGCAAAAAAUUUGAAAAUUUCUACAUAGGGUGGGGUCAUAAGUAUAGUGUGGACAAUUACACACCCCCAGUUCCACCACCUGUCUAUCAAGAAUACCCCAGUGGACCAGAAAUUACAGAAAUGGAUGAUCCUAGUGUGGAAGAAGAGCAUGCUUUCAGGGCUGCACAAGAAGCGAGUGUAUUUGCAGCUGAGGAGAAUGAAGAAACUGAGGAAGAUGAAGAUGAAGAUGAUGACUAGUGGAAUGUUCAUAUUUUCAUGACCUGCUCAAUGACUACUGGAACAUUUUGAGUUUUUUGUAUCGUUUGAAAAUUAAUGAGGCAAUUCCCAAAAUCCAAAGGUUGAAUGUUCUCUCUGAUAUGUGAAUGCUAACACACAACAAGGUGGGUGGAGAAUAGAAGUUCAGUGGAUUAGACAAAGGGGAAUGAAGGGAAGGAGGGGUAGAAAUUGGAAAAGACAGUGGAAUGAAUCUGACAUCACUUUCCUAUGUACAUAUAUGAAUAUACUACAGUGAAUCCCAACACCCUGUACAUCCUCAGUACUGGGAUCCUAAUUAGAAAAAGAUAUGCUCCAUGUUUUUAUGUAAAAAUGCAGUAUCAUACUGUAUUUUAGUUAUACAUAUCUAAAAAGAACAAACAAAAAAAAGACUAUUGAACAAAUU
Molecule: messenger RNA, 2690 nt
Organism: Sciurus carolinensis (gray squirrel)
Lineage: Eukaryota; Metazoa; Chordata; Mammalia; Rodentia; Sciuridae
Gene: Rsph4a
Product: radial spoke head component 4A
Exons: 7
Coding region: 119-2269 (716 amino acids)
Biological process (GO): cilium movement involved in cell motility; cilium assembly; axoneme assembly
Cellular component (GO): radial spoke; axoneme
Source: RefSeq, a predicted model, not a curated record